AGGUUCAUCUGUCGCCCCGGCCGAGUUCCUCCUUCGACUCGGAGCUUCCGGGGCAAGCUGCAUUUCCUGCUGGAGAAGGCGGACGAGGGGCGGACUCUUCCCCGCUGGCUUGUCGGCCUGCUUCUUUGCCGCAGGAAAGGCCUGCGAGGGCGCCGGGGGAGACUGCAAGAAGGCCGGCCGAGAGAGGCCUUUGCUGACGCCGCCCGGAGCCGGGAUGAUGGAACCUUCCUCCUGUGAUACUUUUGUGGCUCUGCCCCCAGCCACACUUGGCAACAGGAUCAUCUUUGGGAAAAACUCAGAUCGGCCCUCUGAUGAAGUCCAGGAGGUUGUAUAUUUCCCUGCUUCCCAGUAUAAGCCAGGAGAAAAGGUGGAGUGCACCUAUAUAGAAAUUGACCAAGUACCAGAAACAUACGCAGUUGUCCUGAGUCGCCCAUCAUGGCUAUGGGGUGCUGAAAUGGGAGCUAAUGAGCAUGGGGUUUGCAUUGGAAAUGAAGCAGUGUGGGGGAGAGAAGAAAUCGGUGAUGAUGAAGCGCUCCUGGGCAUGGAUUUUGUCAGACUUGGACUUGAAAGAGCUGACACUGCUGAGAAAGCUGUCUGCGUCAUCACUGACUUGUUAGAAAAGUAUGGCCAAGGUGGAAACUGUAUGGAAAGCCACAUGGCAUUUACCUACCAUAAUAGUUUCCUGAUAGCAGACAGAAAGGAAGCCUGGGUGCUGGAAACCUCUGAAAAGCACUGGGCAGCAGAGAAUGUGAAAGAAGGAGUGCGGAACAUUUCCAAUCAGCUGUCCAUAACCAGAGUUGAUCGUGGCCAUCCAGAAAUAAAGGAUUAUGCCAGGAGCAGAGGGUGGUGGGAUGGUGAGAAAGAAUUUGAUUUUGCUGCCACGUAUUCCUACGUCAAUACGGCCAGAAUGACUGCAACAAGAGGCAGAUACUGUGAAGGCUAUAAGCUGCUGAAGAAACAUGAAGGAAGAAUAACUGCUGAGACAAUGAUGAGUAUCCUUCGGGACAAGGAGAGUGGCAUUAACAUGGAAGGAGGCUUUAUGACCACUGGAAGCAUGAUCUCUGUACUCCCGCAGGAUCCCAGCCUCCCCUGCAUUCAUUUCUUUACCGGAACUCCAGACCCUGACAGAUCUGUCUUUAAACCUUUCAUUUUUGUGCCAAAUAUUACUCAACUGCUAAAAACCAGUUCCCCAGUGUUUGGUCCUGAGGAUCCAGUUAAAAAGAAGCCACGUUUUCAGACUAAGCCAGACAGGAGACACGAACUCUACAAAAAACAUGAAGGCGCUGCUGUCCUGAUGGGAGAUUCCAAGGACAAGAGUGAUGAAUUGCUGAAACAAAUUCGAAAUUUAGAGAAAGAGAAGAUUGAUGAAAUGGAGCAUAUUUUACAGAGCGGAUGCCUUGAUGUUGACCAAACAGUUAACCUUUUCUCAAAGUGCGCAGAAGAAGAAAUCUAUGAAUAUAUGCCUAAGGAUUAAAAAUCUGCUGUUGUGGAAUUUGGUACUGUUUGCAUUUAUUCAGUUGUCUGUAUGAAGUAUCACUUCCCAGAUCAGGUUUGUUGUUUGCACGAUGUCAAUUCCGGCUAAAUAGCCCUUGCUCAGCACAGAUUGGAAUGUAAAAUGUGGCAAAUAUUAAUAUUAGGCAUGCGACAUAGAUCUGUUAGUUAUGACUACCACUCUAAACCAGCAUUUUGGCCAUCUAAUGAUGGUGGUUUUUCACUGCAUGUUUAUCUGCUGUGAGCACUUCUUGUCUGUACAUAGAGCUGAAGUGUUAAACAAGGUAAAAGUUCAUAACACAAAUAGGUUUCUAGGGAGUGUUGUAGAUAGAGAAUUUCUGAUUGCAUUCUUUCCCAGUGUCCUUAACCAUGUUUAACACAAAGCAAGGGUUUGCUGUUGAUUAGAAUACGAACACUACUUACAUGAGUUAUGGUUUUAGGGCCAUGCCAUGGUAGUGUAAUCCUUAACUGUGUGGAUGGCUGGAAAAAAUUGCAGGGUGUAUGUGAGCUUUGUGGUUCACACCUGAUUUCCGCAUUAGACAGAUAUUGCAAUGAAGAACUUUUAAAAUAGAAAUAAUGUAUUUCAAAGACAUGCAUACUGAUAUUGGGAUUCAGGAAUAUUGAUAAAUACUGAUAGCUUUGUAUACCUGAACCCCAAAAAUAGAUUUUUUUGUGUGUGCGCAUGCCCCUAGUUAUAUAUAUUACACAGAAUAAAAAUAGAAAUAUGAAUGCUGUAAUGUCAGUCUGAAAAAUCUGACUGUACAUAAAGAUUGUUUUUUUAGAUGUAAGUAAUAAUCGAAAUCAUGUAGCCACACUGUACACUGCUAGAAAACAAAUCUUUGCAGUACUACUAAAAUAGCUCAUAUUGAUAAUUUGUUACAGGCCAAUUUUUCCAGUAAUGUACAAUACACAGGAAAAGUAUUCAAAUGCCUUGAGUCCAUUUCUCAGUGAGUAUUGCAGAUAUAUAAAAAUACAUGUACAAAAAUUGGUGCAGUGAGGGAGUAAGUUGGCAAGUCUACUGUUAUAAAAAUGUCUUCCAGGUACAAAAAAAAUCUGUAUUGUUCCUCCAUCAGUCCUAUACCAGUGUUGCUUUCUACGCUGUUCUGGGGAAGAUUCAAUUAUGAGCAGACCUCCAUAUCUGCUGUGGAAGACACUGUGCAAUGUUGUGCCUUUAUCACUCUGACAGUACCAUUUUUAAUAAUCAAAUUCAGGCAUUUUUGAGAAUGUACCUCUUCAAAGACAAUACAGAUCUCAAGCAAAUGCACUGACUAUAUUUUGAUGAUGUAUAAAGAGUGGCAGCUCCCUUUAGGAAAAAAACAAGACUUUUUAUACAAGUAUGUUAAUUUGACAUGUAUUGUAGUCAUGCACCAGUACAGCAAAAGUUGGUUGCAUCUCACACCUGUUGAAAGGCAUGACAGAGAACAGGCUUGAAUAAAAGACUUUCAAUGGGUUUUUGGUGUGACUAUUGCAGUCUGUGUCAAACUUGGCUGCUCUGAGCAGUUAAAAUAGUCUUGGCUGCCUUUAUCUGUGAGGUGGAUUGUGGCCCAAAACUUGAUGGUGGGAUGCGAAACAGAAACCAGGCAAAUUAAUGAACCACUUUCGUUGAAAGGAAUUAGUCUUCUGCAGUCUUCUAACUGAACAGAAUUUUACUCGUCUUCAUUUGUACAAGGCCUGGUUUAUCUGUGUUUUUUUAAGUGUACUUUGUUUCUCCUCUGUUGGGGAGUGGGUACUCAAAUCAAUGCGAAGCCUUAAAGAGAAAAGGUAUUCUCUCUCUCACACACACACACAUACACAAAAUGAAAAGGUGAAUUUCUGCAAUGGUUUAUAUGUGGGGAAUUUCACCUCCGCAUGUGAAUGCUGUUAUAUUUUCUGGAGGAUGGUUUUAUAGUGUAUUAUGACAUGUGAUACCAAAGAAUGAUAAAUUUUGUGUGAUGAUACAGGAAUAAAAGUUAAAAACUGCUGGACAA
Heteronotia binoei (common prickly gecko) is the source of this 3458-nucleotide messenger RNA. RefSeq names its product secernin 3 (gene SCRN3). Bases 215 to 1474 code for a protein of 419 amino acids. The record is from RefSeq and is a predicted model, not a curated record. Gene Ontology annotation, biological process: proteolysis. The transcript has 8 exons. Gene Ontology annotation, molecular function: cysteine-type exopeptidase activity; dipeptidase activity. NCBI's taxonomy places the organism in Eukaryota, Metazoa, Chordata, Lepidosauria, Squamata, Gekkonidae.